Molecule: messenger RNA, 4061 nt
Organism: Electrophorus electricus (electric eel)
Lineage: Eukaryota; Metazoa; Chordata; Actinopteri; Gymnotiformes; Gymnotidae
Gene: ddx17
Product: DEAD-box helicase 17
Molecular function (GO): nucleic acid binding; RNA helicase activity; ATP binding
Source: RefSeq, a predicted model, not a curated record
CAGUACCGGAGGUGGCUGGGUGGGACCAAGGCCUACGGCCAUAAUAACGAGAAGACGGUUCAAUUUUGUGCCGAAAUAAUUAAACAUUCGAGCUAACAUUUUCGGAGAGUUUACAGCUGUUCAACUGCUUUGGCUUUCUAGUUUUAUUUUUUUUAUUUUUACAGAUUCCUUUGAUUAUAGAUUUUACGUUCGUGUUUUUAGGAAAUAUUUACAUAGCCAUUCGGAAAGUCUGACUAGCUAGUUAGCUAGCAAAACAACGGAGGAGCGCUCAGGCUAGGAUGUUAGUUGGCUAGAUAGAUUUUUUUGAGCUUGGGUUUUCAGUUUAUACGUUUUUGUGUUUUGUGUUCGCUGUCCUAUAUAAAAGCUGAAAACUCAUUUCGAUCUUUGUGGCUUUUUCCUUUUCUUUUUUCUUUUUUUGUUUAUAUUGAGCAGUCUGGCUUACGUAACUAGCGCUGCCUAAGGAACGUUACGGAAACGUACCCAGUAAAUCGCAGUGUUAUUGAGAAGAUGAGAGGAAGCUCCUCGUAUGGGGAUAGGGACAGAGACCGUGGACGGGACAGAGGGCCCCGUUUUGGGUCCAGCCGUGGAGGUCCUCCCCCUCCGAAGAAGUUUGGGAAUCCUGGGGACCGGCUGAGGAAGAAGAAAUGGGACCUUGAUGAGUUGCCCAAGUUUGAGAAAAACUUCUACAGUGAGCAUCUGGAAGUCCAGCGCCUGACUCAGUACGAUAUAGAGGAUUUCCGCAGGAAAAAGGAAAUCACCGUUCGAGGCUCUGGCUGCCCCAAGCCAGUGACCAACUUCCACCAGGCCCAGUUUCCUCAGUAUGUGAUAGAUGUGCUAGUGCAGCAGAAUUUUAAGGAGCCCACAGCCAUCCAGGCGCAGGGCUUCCCCUUGGCGCUCAGCGGCAGGGACAUGGUGGGCAUUGCCCAGACCGGCUCCGGCAAGACCUUGGCCUAUCUCCUUCCUGCCAUUGUGCACAUCAACCACCAGCCAUACCUGGAGAGAGGAGAUGGACCAAUUUGUCUGGUUCUGGCUCCCACACGGGAGCUGGCCCAGCAGGUGCAGCAGGUGGCGUAUGACUAUGGCAAGUCCUCCCGGAUCAAGAGCACCUGUGUGUAUGGUGGAGCCCCGAAGGGCCCUCAGAUCAGAGACCUAGAGAGAGGUGUCGAGAUCUGCAUCGCCACUCCUGGCCGUCUGAUCGACUUCCUGGAGGCGGGAAAGACCAACCUGCGUCGCUGCACCUACCUGGUGCUGGACGAGGCUGACCGCAUGCUGGACAUGGGCUUCGAGCCACAGAUCCGCAAGAUCGUAGACCAGAUCCGGCCGGACAGGCAGACGCUGAUGUGGAGUGCCACCUGGCCCAAAGAGGUCCGUCAGCUGGCUGAGGACUUCCUCCGUGAUUACGUUCAGAUCAACAUCGGGGCCCUGGAGCUCAGUGCCAACCACAACAUCCUGCAGAUCGUGGACGUUUGCAUGGAGAACGAGAAGGAUAACAAGCUGAUUCAGCUCAUGGAGGAGAUCAUGGCAGAGAAGGAAAACAAGACCAUCAUCUUCGUGGAGACGAAGAAACGCUGCGACGAGCUGACCCGCAGAAUGAGGAGAGACGGAUGGCCGGCAAUGUGCAUCCAUGGAGACAAAAGUCAGCCCGAAAGAGACUGGGUCCUCUCAGAGUUCCGCAGCGGUAAAGCACCCAUCCUGAUCGCCACUGACGUCGCCUCUCGUGGGCUGGACGUGGAAGACGUGAAGUUCGUCAUUAACUAUGACUACCCGAACUCUUCGGAGGACUACGUGCACCGUAUUGGGCGCACCGCCCGCAGCACCAACAAAGGCACGGCCUACACCUUCUUCACACCGGGGAACCUGCGCCAGGCCCGUGACCUGGUGCGUGUGUUGGAGGAGGCCCGGCAGGCCAUCAACCCCAAGCUUCUGCAGCUGGUGGACUCCGGACGCGGGGGAGGAGGGGGUGGAAGGAUGCGUUACCGUGGCACUGGUUCCAACUCCAACAAUCCCAACCUGAUGUACCAAGAUGAGUGCGACCGGCGAAUGCGCACCGUGGGUGGGGGCGGAGGUGGCACCGGCGCAGGGGCUGGGGCCAGCGGUGCAGCUGGUGGGGGCAACAAGGACAACCGCAGCAGUUACAACCGCGAUGGGAGAUCGGGCGGGGCCAGUCGCGACGACCGCUCUUCUUCCUCUUCUUCCUAUAGGGACCGCAGCAGGGAUGGACGAAACAACUACAACUCUGGCUCCUCAUACAGCGGGGGAGGGGGUGACCAGUACCAGAACUACAGUGGCAGCGGAGGGGGCAGCCAAUACAACUCCAGGGCAGCCACUUCCCAAGCAGGCGCGAACAGCAGUGGCGGUGGUGGCGCUGGUGGGGGCCAGAACCCACCUGGGCCCCCUCAGGGCCCGUUUGGACAGCCCCCACCUCCUCCACCCCAGCCUGGGGCUGGACCCCAGCCCCUGAUGGCCCAGCAGUUUCCUCCACCUCCCCAGCCCAUGAUGGGGUUCAUGGGCCCAGGGCCAUAUUCAUUUGCUCCCCCUCCACCACCUCCCCCUCCGCAACAGAGAAAGUAAAGUUGAAGGGAUCGUCCCACUGUGUUGUCUGUCUAGUGGUAGUUAACUGGCUCUCCCUGCUGCCACCGAUGGAGGGCUGCCUUUCCCCAUGGACCUUCCCUUUGCUUCCAACGUGAUGGAGGCAUUUGGCUUGACGUUUUGUGCAGGCCUGCCGUCCAGGGAGCGUGGGGGUAAGGGUUACGCCUAGCGCAAUCUUUAGUGAUGGCAUAGUACAUUGUUCUUGUAUCCACCAAAACUGAAUCUUGUUCUGAGCUUCUUUUUUACCUCUGUGUUUGCUGAAAGUUCUUUAUGCAAGACUCCUACUUUUGUGCACGCGUUUUGAUUAAUCGUAGACUGAAGGCUUUUUUACUCUUGGUUAAGAAUCGAAGUCAAAUAGAGGAGUCUCCUGAAUUGAAUUGCCAGAGUUCCUAGUUACUUGUGAAUGUUGCUUUUCUUUUCAUUCUUCCUUUGGAUAACUACUUUUUUUUUCUUACUUUAUAUCAGUGCACUGUGUGUAGUCCCAUUGCUGACUUGCUCUCUUUAGGCAUGCUUUUUUUUAUUGGCCUAAUAGACACAUGUAUAUCGAUGGCCCCUUUUUGUGUUCGUAUAUAGGUGAAGGAGCCAGCUUGGGAGGUGUGGUAGUUUAAAAAAAUAAAAAAUAAAUUUGUAAUAAAGGUUUAACAGUAGUGAUAGAGGUUUUGUUUUGUUUUUUUAAACAAAAAAGGUUUUUGUUUUUUUGUACUGCAUACUUAAUUAAAACAAAUCAAUUUUAAACCCCCAGGAAAAAGAAUAACUUUAUUUCCCUUAAAUACAUAUUUGCACUACAUUCUCAGUUCUCCUCCAUCCUCAUUCUUUGUUCUGUAUUUUUUUUUUUUUUUCCCUUUUUUUUUUUGGCAAAUUUACAUAAUUGGAAUACAGAGACUAUUUACAGUCACCAGGAAGAAAAUGGUGUUGGGAAGGGCUUCAGGGCUGGAUGCAUGGCUUGGAAUGUGACUGUAGCUGCAAAUGACAUGUACCUUGCAGCUUAAGUUUGCAUUCCACAGCCACAUAGACACCAAAGUAACCUCAGUUCUAAAACUACUGACCAAAUCUAGACUGUACAGAGUUCUAGAUUUCUCUCCCCCCCCCACCAUUGUGGACACAGCUGUUCAGUCCCCAUUUAUUUUAACUUCUUAGAUAUAACUGAUUCUAGUACAGUGUCCAUAUCACCCAAGGUGCUGUGUUUUACUUGAGCAAAAGUUUUAAAUCUUUUUGAAAAUCUUUUAGAUGUUUUCCAGGGAACAAAAUAAAUAAAUGCUUGAGGAGCCGCUGUCACAGCAAAGAACAUCAAUGACACUCUACUUCUUAUUUCCGGAACACACAGAAGGUUCCCAAAAAAGGAAAGGAAGAACUAAAGGUUUUUAAACCCAACAUUUUAAGACCUGCCAACAAAUUCCUAAACCAAAACAAACACAGACAGAAAUGUAAAUAUGUAUAUACAUGUCAGCAAUAAAAAAAAAAAAAAAAAAAAA